ACCCAAGACGGCAGAGUUGCGCGUGUGCCUUCCCAGGUCCUGGCAGCACCAUCCCGCUGGGGGUGAGGACACUGGCCGCUUAUUUCACGAACACUGGAUGUUUUUAUUUUGAUUUCUUCCUCAUUUUCUUGGCUGGAUAGGAUAUACAUGUCCACGCUAUUAAACGCGAGACGACAGCAAGCCGGCGAACGAGCACAGUAUCGAUGGAGAAAAUAAGUUGAUCGGCUUCGGAAGAAUGUUUUCCUCGUUCCUGGAAAAGGGAUUGCUCAGAUCAGCGUGAUGGGUGUAUCGAGAACACAGGAGCGUCGGGGAUUUUGACUUUUGGAGAGGAUCUGGAGAUAUACAUCUACAGCUUAAGGGUUUUCGAGUGCAACAAAAAGGGAAAACACUUGCACGGAGCGCCAUACUGCAAAGAAAGAAGCUUCCCGGAUCGAUACUGUGUAGCAAUCUGCUCGCGCUCCGCAACAUCGAGUUGCUCAUACGGGAGAUUUUUUUGGAUUCGAUUUUUAAAUCGGUUUCAUGUUAAGCAAGUUAGCUGGCGAGCGAGGAUCAAGUCGGCAACAGUGGCCUGAUUGAUAUCCGCGUAACUUCUGCAAACUGCAUGCAGCCCUGGCGGUGGAAAUGGGGCUGGAUCAACCCAAAAUGGCAAAUAUGAAGAAAUGUAAAAGAUGAAUGUUGCAUCUCCCACGUAACCUGCAGCAUUCACAAAUUUCCCUUUCCGCGUAAUAGAGGGGGAAAUAAGCCCGAGUUUCGAGCGAAGCAAGGUGCUCCCUUAUGUCUCCAACAUGAGGGAGAUUUAAGGCCGUGUAGAUAUUAUUUAUUAUGGGGGGAGCGGGGUUUUUUUCGGUCGCGUCAACAUUUUGAUUUAAUCUCUCUGUUAUUUUUACUUUUCUUUUGUUUUCUCUCAGCGAUAGGUUUUAUUGGAUGUGCGAUUGUGUUUUAUUUGCUGCUGGUUUAAACGUUUUAAAACGAGAAAGAUCUUCGGAAGUAGGUCAGAUCAAAGAAAAGAUAAGGCUGGAGAGUAGUUGGCUGGAUGAUCUUUUGUCAUGCUAGCAUGACACCUUUCCAUACUUAUCCUAACAUACGCCGGACAUCUAUGCUUUGAUUUUACUAAUCGUUUGGCUAAAUGACAGCUAAAUGAGAGUUUGACCACCGCCGCUUAUCUUGACAGCCUCCAUCUCGCCGCCGUCUGAUCUUGUUUGGAGUCCCAUUUUUUUUGCUUCUCCUCCGUCAUUGCUUUGUUUUUGUUUUUACCGCCUCUCGUUUUCGGGCUGUUGAGUGAGUGAAUGGCUCUGUGCGGAACGACGGCUUCCAAUGCCGCGAAAAUGAUGGCUGCAUACAACGGCGGCACCUCGGCGGUGGCAGCGCAUCACCCGCACCAUCACCACCAGCUACCCCAUCUCCCGCCACCCGCCCACCUCCACCAUCAUCAUCACCCGGGCCAGCAUCACCUCCAGCACCCCGGUUCGGCCGCCGCCGUGCACCCCGUGCAGCAGCACGCUUCCACGGCCGCAGCUGCCGCCGCUGCCGCCGCUGCGGCAGUGAUGCUGAACCCGAGCCAGCAGCAGCCGUACUUCCCCUCGCCCGCACCCGGUCAAGCUCCGGGGCCGGCGGCCGCUGCAGCUCCAGCGCAAGUUCAAGCCGCCGCCGCGGCCGCUGUGAAGGCGCAUCACCACCACCAUCAUCAGCAGCACUCGCAUCACUUACAACAGCAUCUGGAUAUUGAGCCGGACAGACCUAUCGGAUACGGAGCUUUCGGUGUUGUUUGGUCGGUGACAGACCCCAGAGAUGGCAAACGGGUGGCCCUUAAAAAGAUGCCCAACGUCUUCCAAAACCUUGUCUCCUGCAAGAGGGUUUUCCGCGAGCUGAAGAUGCUCUGUUUCUUCAAACACGAUAACGUGCUGUCAGCUCUGGAUAUUCUUCAACCUCCACACAUUGACUACUUCGAGGAAAUUUAUGUGGUGACAGAGCUGAUGCAGAGUGACCUUCAUAAGAUCAUCGUGUCUCCACAGCCCCUGAGCUCUGAUCACGUCAAAGUCUUUCUCUACCAGAUCCUGCGAGGACUGAAGUAUCUACACUCGGCUGGCAUUUUGCACAGAGACAUUAAACCUGGUAACCUUCUGGUCAACAGCAACUGUGUACUUAAGAUUUGUGACUUUGGCCUGGCGAGAGUGGAGGAGCUGGACGAGUCGCGUCACAUGACACAGGAGGUGGUCACACAAUACUACAGAGCGCCGGAGAUCCUGAUGGGGAGCAGGCACUAUUCCAACGCCAUCGACAUCUGGUCUGUGGGCUGCAUCUUUGCCGAGCUGCUUGGGCGACGCAUCUUGUUCCAGGCCCAGAGUCCCAUCCAACAGCUGGACUUGAUCACAGAUCUGCUGGGGACUCCAUCUUUAGAGGCCAUGAGGACGGCGUGCGAGGGGGCCAGGGCUCACAUCCUGAGAGGGCCUCACAAACAGCCUUCACUUCCUGUCCUGUAUACCCUAUCCAGUCAAGCAACCCAUGAGGCCGUUCACCUCCUCUGCAGGAUGUUAGUUUUUGACCCAUCAAAGCGGAUCUCUGCGAAGGACGCACUGGCACACCCGUACCUGGACGAGGGGCGUCUGCGCUACCACACCUGCAUGUGCAAAUGUUGCUACACCACUUCCUCUGGCCGCGUCUACACCAGUGACUUCGAACCCGUCACCAACCCCAAGUUUGACGACGGCUUUGAAAAGAACCUGACAUCAGUACGACAGGUCAAAGAGAUCAUUCAUCAGUUCAUUAUGGAGCAGCAGAAGGGGAAUCGGGUGCCGCUCUGUAUCAACCCCCAGUCAGCUGCCUUCAAAAGCUUUAUCAGCUCGACAGUAGCUCAACCCUCCGAGAUGCCUCCAUCUCCUCUAGUUUGGGAGUAGCUGAGGACAUCGAUGACAACAGUAAUGGUGGACAUCCCUCCCACGGCGCCGGUCCGCGCCCACCCCUCACGCACGCUGGACUACUGACCCCCAGGCAUCCCCAAACUGCGUAGCAUUUCACUGGAGUCUAGGAUUAGCCAUGUUGCUGAUGUGUGUGUGUACUGUAAUACUAAAUGGAGUUUUAUAGAAGCAACCACUACUGUUUGAGUUCAAGCGGGACACGGGAAGGGUCGGUGUGGUUACAGGGGGUUGGUUUGUGUGUACGGUAGAGGCGUACCCACAUAAAUCGAAGGUUCGCGAAGCACGCCGAGACGCCCGCGAACACGUGCCCUCGCAGGCGAAGUCGACCCCUGUGGACUUUAAUGUAUUUUGGACACCAGGGCGGCGAUCUCUGCACGGUAUCCCUGAAGGAAAACUCAUUGAGUUUGUGCACGCGAGUAGUCCUGCUUUAUUUAUUCACGGAAGUCGGCAGUGCUUCACAUAGUUCAGAAAAGAAGGCAACUUUCUCUCUCUCUCAUGCUUGCACCUCCACUAAAAACUGUGACCACUUGUUCGACUGAAGUGGGCUCAUCGCAUUUCUUUCCUUCAGCUGUAGUGUGAAUGUUCAUUUUAUGACUUUCUUCCAUUUUUGCUGUCAUCGUCAUUUUGUUUCUCGAUCCAUUUAUCUUCGUUUGUAUCUCAUUGUCUCUCAUAUCCACCUUUCAUCAGGUCAGUAUUACUUAGUGCGACACUUUGCAGAGAUGCUGAUAAGAUCUGGCAGUACUUCUGAAUGUGGAUGUAUUCAGUACUUUUGGGUAACAGUACGACACAGCAUUUCUUGAGCAUCAAGGAUCCAAAGUAUGCGAGAUAGGCCUGAGGCAAAAUCCACCACUGGGUGUUCUUUCUUUUGGUCACCGAGAUGGUGCCUAAAAGUGGUUUAUCUACAGUAUAAAGGUGCCGUAGGUGUGGGUACCUCAACAUCAGAGGUUUACGAAGUCACCCGGCCCACACAGUAGGUAGUCCCUACACAUUCAGAAGAGAGCAUACAGAGAAAUCUUGAAAGGCGUUUGUUUCUUGAUACUGAAAAGUAGUAUGUAAAAACAUGUAAUACAUAGAUUUAGGGAUGUCUGUUUGAACCUGUACCCCUGCUUUCCCUGCUGGAAAACCUAGAACUUGGGUCCAAAAUUAACAAAUGCGGGUGAAAAUAGGCUUUGGCGAGUAAAUAAAAUGUGAUGAGAUUAAAUUGACAUGUAAAAAUAAUGCAAUGCGGCUUGCUGCUGUGAGAAAUGAAAUUGAAGAUGUUUUUGUUUUAGUGGCUUAAUGAGUACCACUGUCAGGUGCAUCUUCAGUCUUUGUGACAGGUGUCGUAACAGCCUUGUUAUAGGACAGCAAAAUAUAUUUAAUAAAAAAAUGGGCUGAUACAGUUUUAUGGCCAGUAAGGAAGACAUUUUUCUGUACUGUAAAGUGUCCUUUGCCUUGGUAGGAGUGGCAAAAAGUUGGAAAUUUUGGACCCUACCUAGAACACAGCAUGCAGAUGAUUGAUACCAAAUAAAAAAGACUUAAAAAAGGCAAAGAUUACUCAAAGAUAAAAGAUAAUAGGUUGAAACCUGAGAUCAACCAAACCAUUCCAUAAUAACAAUGGUUUAUUACCAGUCCUUAAGUGAUAACACCAUUGUGUGAGUGCAUGUAUGGACCCUGUGCAUGUUUAUAACUGACUGUGGCAUCACAAUAGUGAUCCAGUUUGUGUCGGUUCAGUGUCUUCUUCUGUAACACCCCCCAAGCCCUUUUCUUUAAAAGAAUUCUUGGAGAUUAUGAAAUGAGUUUCUGGGAUCGUGUGUGGUCUGGAAAGCGAUUGGGAGCAGGUUCACUGUAACAUGCAUAUAUUUCCCAUACUGUUUUCUGCAUUCUCAGACUCAAGACUAAAACAAAUCAAAUGAAAAUAUUUAAUAUAUUUUUAGAGAAUUAUUUUUAUUUCUUCCUCAAUGCGCUAUGGCAUGCUUUCCCAUGAUCCACUGAGUACGGUAGGCCUAUGUAAAUACGUAAGUAGCAGGUAGAUUUGGAAAUAAAUGAAAAAUCGACAAAAAUAAGAACAUACGAAAAUCGCCAAACAAAAAAUGUAAUACUGCUGUAUAGACGUUGAAUUAGCCUGCACAUUUUUAGGGCUUUGAAAUUUUAUUUUAUUUUUGAGACUUGCAUAUAACUGUACAUAUUUUUUCUCUUUUCUGGUUUUUCUUUUCUUUCCCCCUGCACUAGAAAGUGUAGACAAAGUUAUAAUCCAAAUCAGUAUGAAAACGAAACAAACAAAAAAAACACAUAACCAAUUAUGUUAAUUGUGUCUUGUGUGCUGCAGAGCUGUGGAUACUAGUAUUGAAGUAGAGCCCUUUUUUAAUUAUUAUUAUUAUUAUUAUUAAUAAUUUCCUUUAAAGAAACACUGAACUGUUUGUGUAUAUGUAUAUAAUGGAUUCACAUUGUUGGUCUCUACCUCUUGAGCUUAAUGACUUGGUUGUUUACCUCCACAAUUUUAUUGCUACGUGGAGAUUUAAAACUUGAAUGUCCCUUCCGACUUUUAUAUUCCUAUCAAACCCUGUAUAAAAAUCAAAGUCAUUCAAAUUCGAUUGGUUCGAGGUGGUUCCCAUCAUCAUAUUCUUGUACAAACUACCAUGUUCUCACCCCAGUGUUCUCCGACUGUUAGAUCACAAAGCAUAUUUGUCCUGCGAGACAACCCACGAUGAUUAUUAACAUGGUAUACUUCACCAAGAGACGUCGUUUAAGAUCGGAAUGUCAAAUUAAAGCAAGAGUAUGAAAGAUAACAUGCAGAGUCAAAUACAUACAAGCUCAUAUGGGGUAAACCGGAAAGGUACUACAUCUGCUGUCAAGUUUUUAUAAGAAAUUUGCUGUUUAUACUCAGAGUUAAUGGUAUUUGAAUACAUUUUACAACAUAUAUAUAUAUAAUGUAAAGUCUGAGUUCGAUGACCUGCAAGCAAGACAGGUGAUUCAUGUGAACCGGAAACACUCUGUGGAUGUUCUGUGUUUCACUGGUCUCUUUUCAGAGUGUAGAUUUGAAGUACUGUGGUGAAGCUCAUUAAAUGUUGACAUUUAAAACGAAAAUGAGCUGUCUGUCCUUAUGUCACUUACAAAUUUAGCUGUUCUGUAUGUUGUUCUUUUUACGGGAAAAAGUGUUGAUUCAGUUACACAGAGCACCAGUUUGCCAAAUUUCAACUUGCAGUAUUUCAAGGACGUCUACAAUUUAUCAAGGUUCAGUUGUCUAAGAAUAACAAGAUCAGUUAUAUUUUGCAGUACUUUGAACUAAGUGGUUCUGAAAUAUUUUAAUUUCACCCCUAUAUUCACUUUUUUGUCAUAUAAAAUAUAAUUAAAUAUCCAUUUUUCUCAUUUUCACAACUCAUGAUCAUGACCUGAAAUGCAUUGGAAUGACUGAGAUGUCUGUUAUUUUCUACAUAUUUACACAAACACAACAGCACCUAUGGAUAUGUUGGUAGUUUCACUUAACAAAUUCUAGACAUGUAUCUCUGAGGUGCUUAUGGAGGGAAGACGGCUUGUUUAUGUGCGGGUAAACAUGUGCACUGAGAUCUAAUCAAAAGGUCUGAAUGCGACCGUGGAAGAGUACAAACAGAUUAGGAAAGUGCUGGCACAUCUCUGCCAACUGGGGGAACGUUUCCAGAAAGUUGAGUUCAUUACAGAGGUUUAGACCUCUAUCUUACCUUGUUUGCUAUGUAAAGGACGUUUCUAUAGAAUAAAUGACUUGUGUGCUUUUUAGUUUUGUCUGCACUAUACCAAAACGUAGUAGGCCUAUGUGUAAGCCAUAUCAAUGGUAUGCUUCCUAAAAUAUUUGUAACUUCACAUUAAUCACAGUAUCACUUAAAAUAAUGCCAGAUAUCAUUUCAUCCGAAUUGUGAUGGAAGUAGAUGGUUUCAGUAAUAACUUGGAAAUUCCAAGCAUGUUUUCAUGGUAAUCCACAAUCAAGAAUAACAUCAAACAAAU
Triplophysa rosa is the source of this 6872-nucleotide messenger RNA. RefSeq names its product nemo-like kinase, type 2 (gene nlk2). Bases 1287 to 2894 code for a protein of 535 amino acids. Gene Ontology annotation, molecular function: MAP kinase activity; ATP binding. The record is from RefSeq and is a predicted model, not a curated record. The transcript has 11 exons. Gene Ontology annotation, cellular component: nucleus; cytoplasm. Gene Ontology annotation, biological process: intracellular signal transduction; protein phosphorylation. NCBI's taxonomy places the organism in Eukaryota, Metazoa, Chordata, Actinopteri, Cypriniformes, Nemacheilidae.